CUGUCCAACAUGAUGGACCUCUGCUUGUUAAUUCUUGCUUUAGUGAUGGCAGUGAGUGGGAACAUCACUUCCACCAAUCUGAACACCACCAUGUCCACCAUUACCACCACCACCGUUGUGGCUGCUACCACCGAGACCCCACCACUGAUCCUCCCCACCACUACCACCACCACUGUUGUGGCUGCAACCAAUCUCACCACCAAUACCACCAGCACAGUUGUGGCUCCAACCAAUCUCACCACCACUACCACCACCACCGUUGUGGCUCCAACCAAUCUCAACCCCAAUACCACCACCACCGUAGUGGAUGCAACCAAUCUCACCACCAAUGCCACCAGCACAGUCGUGGCUCCAACCAAUCUCUCCACCAAUACCACCACCACCGUUGUGGCUGCAACCAAUCUCACCACCACAGUUGUGGCUCCAACCAAUCUCACCACCACUACCACCACCACAGUUGUGGCUCCAACCAAUCUCUCCACCAAUACCACCACCACCACUGUUGUGGUUGCAACCAAUCUCACCACCAAUGCCACCAGCACAGUCGUGGCUCCAACCAAUCUCUCCACCAAUACCACCACCACCACCGUUGUGGCUGCAACCAAUCUCACCACCACUACCACCACCACAGUUGUGGCUCCAACCAAUCUCUCCACCAAUACCACCACCACCACCGUUGUGGCUGCAACCAAUCUCACCACCACUACCACCACCACCACAGUUGUGGCUCCAACCAAUCUCACCACCACUACCUCCACCACAGUUGUGGCUCUAACCAAUCUGACCACCAAUACCGCCACCACCAGCAGCAUGGUAACCAACAACACGUUGAUCCUGUUGUGUCAGAAUGGUGGUAAACCAACUAACAAUUUGUGCAUCUGUCCUGAUACUUUCACCGGGCAACUCUGUGAGAAACCAAACGUCUGUGAUGGAACAUCCAUGUUUCCCAAGACCUUUAUUGGACAAGCGGCCUACUCAAAAGACGUGUGUCCUCCAAAUAGUGUUAACGCCGGAUUUCCAAUCGCCACAACUUGGUGCAUGAAUGAAAAUCGCAGUUUUGCUACACCUCAAAUGCUGGAAUGUAGCCUGACCCUUGAUAAAAUCGAUACAGAUCUUUCAAAAGCCACUCCUGAUAUAUCAAAGACUUUGGCCUCCAGCACCCAAAUCCUCACGUCCAUACCGAAGAAGCUAACCUCGCAAAACAUCAGCUCGGCUGCAAAGAUAGUCAGCAAUCUGCUCUCAAACGAAAGCAGCACUCAGGACAUCUACCUUGCCUCUAUCACCACAGUUAGCCAGCUCCUUAACGCUAGCAGUGAGCAGUUGAACAGCAUCACUUCUGAGUCCAUCAGCAAUCUCACCCAGACAUUGCAGAAGUUUUCCCUGACACAAAGUGAUAAUGGAUUACAAAUUGUACAGCCGAACAUCGCCAUCCAGUCAGUCAAAGUGUCCAAAAGUUCAAAAAUCCAAAUGACUGUUUAUUCAGCUUUAAACUCUCAAGAUUCGCACAGCUUGUCAGCCAACAGAAUAAAGAUAAAUAACUCCUUCGAUAUUCAGAAUAGUCUUCCCUUCAAUGUCCAGAUGAACAUCAGCCUUUCACAAGACAACGAAGACACCAAAAUUGGCUUUGUGCUCUACAAUAAUGAUGAGUUCUUCAAAUCCCAGGUCUUCAAACCUUCGUUGGGCCUCAAGAGACCAGUGAUAAGUGGACACAUGGCUGAGGAUGAGUGUACACAUGAAAGUGGACACGUGGCUGAGGAUGAGUGUACACAUGGAAGUGGACACGUGGCUGAGGACAAAGUCCUGAAUGUUCAGUUCACGAUGCAGGACCAGGAAACACCUAGUAGGAUCCACGAUUUCGCCUGCGUGUUUUGGGACUACGAGCUGAAAGACUGGAGUACAAAAGGCUGCAAAAAAAUCGUGGCUGCUAAUAAUUUCUGUAAAUGUGAAAAACAUUUCACAACAUUUGCCAACUUCGCCAUGUUGAUGACGUACCGCUCCGACCCCAAAAUCAGCCAGGGUUUAGCCACGGUCAGUAAAAUCGGCUGUGCUAUGUCUGUCGUGGGGUUGAUCAUCACCGUGAUCUUCCAGAUCCUGACCAGAAAGUCAAGAAGAUCCAGUCCUACCAUCCUCCUGGUCAGCAUCUGUGUGUCUAUGCUCAUCGUCUACCUCCUCUUCAUCUUUGGGAUUCGGAUCAUGGACUCAGGCUCUAAUCCUACUGGAGAGAAUGUCAUCCCUGUGUCUGAUUUCUAUACAAAGCCAGACUAUGGGCCAUGUACGGCGUACGCCGUCCUCCUCCACUACUUCCUGUUAGCGACGUUCACCUGGAGCACGCUGUACUCCGCGCACAUCUUCCUCUUGAUCAAAAAUACCAUCUCGGGGCCACCGCAAUACUUCAUGGCCUUGUCUGUCGUCGUGGGGUGGGGUCUUCCUGCGAUGGUGGUUGGAAUCUCUUUAGUAAUCAGCUACCGGGUUGAAAACCCAUUAAACUACAGACAGGAAGCUGUCUGCUGGCUGGCUGCAGUGGAUCAGCAGAACAGAUUUGAUGCGACAAAGCCCAUGCUGUGGGGUUUUCUGCUACCUGUCGCUGUAAUGCUCUUCUUUAACAUCGCAGUACUCUUGUACUUCUCAUACACCACCUGCAGGGUCAACCCUGACCUCAGCAGCUCACAGGUCACUCCUCUACGCAACAAAAUGCUGGGCUGCGUUUCCAUGGCUGUGGUGCUCGGCGUUUCCUGGAUCAUCGGCUACUUCCUGCUCCUGGAAAUGAAUCCCACCAUGAACACGAUCCUCAGCUUCGCCUUCUGUCUCUGUAACACCACGCAGGGCAUCCAGAUCUUCGUGUUGUUCACCUUAAGGACGGCGGUCUUUAAGGAGAAAGCCCUCAUUGUUCUCAACUACAUCCCAGCUCCUGUUUUGGCUCGACACAGGAUGACGUUUGAACUGUGGGCUAUAAAAGAAGCUGAUCUUGAAGAGAGCUACAGAUCCAUAUUUGAUCUUUAAAAUCUGUAGAGUUCAGUCACAGACGGACGUCUGGAAACACGAAAGCUACAGUAUCUCAAAACAGUCACUCUUUACAACCGCAGUGAGCAGAAAAGCACGUCAAUCCUUGAGGCUCGGAAAAACAUCGGCUGAGCUACAGUAGCCCUUUUACUGUACAUCAUCCACGUGAGGAAAGAGUUUCUGAGGCUGUCGAAGGUCAAACCAGUCGAUCAUGAUCUACUCGAAUGAAACUUUGACCUUGUGGAGAAUUCAGUACUGAAUCACCAGUGAAACACUUUUCUAAUUGGUGUCUGUAUUGUAAACACUGUACUGUAAUACUGAAAUACUGUAGAGAUCAAGAAAACAUUCUUUUGUAAAACAGAAAUGUAUUUAUUAAAUGCAUUCAAAAUGUCUGAUUUUUAGACAUAAUUCAAUUCAAUUUAAUUCAAUUCAAUGAACAUUGUCACUAAGCAGCUGUACAGAAAUGUGAACACUCUGGAAAUAAA
Tachysurus vachellii is the source of this 3485-nucleotide messenger RNA. It is a transcript of the gene adgrg7.1, whose product is annotated as adhesion G protein-coupled receptor G7, tandem duplicate 1. The record is from RefSeq and is a predicted model, not a curated record. The coding region runs from base 10 to 3000 and encodes 996 amino acids. Gene Ontology annotation, molecular function: G protein-coupled receptor activity. The transcript has 16 exons. Gene Ontology annotation, cellular component: membrane. Lineage: Eukaryota; Metazoa; Chordata; Actinopteri; Siluriformes; Bagridae. Gene Ontology annotation, biological process: cell surface receptor signaling pathway; G protein-coupled receptor signaling pathway.